CCGUUGCAUACAGUGACAUACAUGUAGAUCUCACAAGACGACAUGUAGACUUAACUAUAAACAAAUGAAAUGUCAUCAGUAAUUCACGAUAAACAAAGUCCAGUUUCUGAACUGAGACAAUGGGGCACCCGGAAGAUGAAGAUGAAGAUCGUAAUCAUUUUACAAAAGCGUCAAUAAGAAAAAAGACGUGUCUAAAGUUUGUUAGUGAUGGGAUCAUAGGUGGUUUGGAAAAUGCAUUUUACAAACUUGGUAAAACAGUAGCAACUUAUCCAAUCCUUACCAUUAUAAUAUGCAUUGCCAUAUGUGGGCUGUUUGGGAUAGGCAUGAAGGAUUUCAACCAGACAACAGAAGAUGCCGAGCUCUGGGUACCAGCCACAUCCAGGAUACAGGCAGAGAGGAAAUGGGUGCUGGAUAACUUCCCCCCAAUAACACGAUAUGCAUCAUUAAUAUUAGUGGAAAAUAAUGUGUUAUCAGAAAGAUCCUUUAAAGCUAUGUAUGAUUUAUACCAGCAAGCCCUGAAUAUUGAGGUGAAUGGGAAGAAAUUUGAAGACAUGUGUUAUCGUGUUGCAGGUCACUGCUAUGUGAAUAAUAUUUUAGAGCUUUGGUCAUACAACGAAACUGUGAUAAAGACUUUGACCUUGGAGGAUAAGUACAAGGUCGUCAAUCAAAAUGUAACUUAUAGUCCUUUAUAUCAUAAAGAAACAGACAUAACUACACUGAUAGGUAAAAUUCGACGUAACAGAGGGGGUACCAUCACUGGAGCAGAAAGUGCUGUCAUGUUAUUCCUGCUGCAAGAUAAUCUAGAAUGGAAGACAGAAGCAAUGGAAUGGGAAUCUGAGAUGAUUAAGAUUGCUAAUGAGGGUCACGACCACAUCAAACAAAUUUAUAUCUAUACAACGAGAAGUUUUGAUGAUGAAGGUUAUGGUGCUGUUAACAGUGAUACCAAGCUACUUUCUGCAGGGUUUUCUAUUGUGUUUAUUUAUGUAAUAUUGACGCUAGGGAGAUUCAAUCUUCUUGAACAAAAGUUGUACUUGUCUUUAGCUGGACUUUUAGUAGUUGGACUAUCUAUUAUGUUUGCAUAUGGACUUGCCAUGGCCUGUGGUGUAAUUUAUGGACCAGUUCAUGCUUUGAUGCCAUUUCUUUUACUGGGCAUUGGUGUGGAUGAUAUGUUUGUUAUUGUGGAGGCCUGGAAAAACCUAACUUAUUUUGAACAAAAGCUUCCAUUGGUUCAAAGAAUGGCCUUGACCUUGAAACGAGCUGGUGUAUCUGUAACAGUAACAUCAGUAACAGAUGUUGUGGCCUUUGCUGUAGGAGCUUCUACAGUUAUACCAGGACUAAGUGGAUUUUGUAUCUAUGCAGCAUUAGGAAUCUUUGCCUUAUUCCUCUUGCAAUCAACAUUCUUUGUGGCAUGCUUGACUUUAGACCAGAUGAGAGUAGAAGCCAGAAGGAACGCCAUUAUAUGUUGUUAUGUACAUAAAGAUUACCAGAUCAACGAAUGUAGUAAACGAGAUUAUGGUCAGCUGUUCUUCAAACAUUAUUAUGGUCCAUUUUUGAUGAAAUUACCUGUUAAAAUUAUUGUUAUGCUCAUCACAGCUUUAAUUGUUUGUAUAAACCUCUAUGGUUUUAUAAAUUUACGACAAGAUUUUGAUUUGACAAUGUAUAUACCAGCUGAUUCUUAUGCACACAAAUAUUCCAAAGCUAAAGAGGCAUACUUUCCAUUUGCUGGCAUCAAUUCAGCAGUAUAUUGUCGUGGUCUAAAUUAUAAAAAGGAUAUGAAGUUAUUUGAAGAAAUGAUAAAGAAACUUAAGAAUAGUACUCAUGUUCAAAAUGGUACAGUGGUCAACUGGUAUGAACCAUUCCACUACUGGUUUGUCACAACGAAUAAAGUGGAUAUCAGAUACCUCAUAGGUGCAGAUGGAUAUCCCUAUUCUAACUAUGCAUUUGCUCAGCUGUUAUAUACGUUCAUCACAGAGACAAGGAUUGGACAAGCUUUCAGUCCAUAUGUCAAGUUCACCAAUACAACUCCUCCCCUCUUACAGGGUACAUACAUUCCAUUUAUACAUACUUACCAGGGAGAUAGUAAGAAAGAGAUUAAAGCCAUGGAAAGUUUACGUGAUAUUACAGACAUGAUGGGGUUCACCUCAGGGAAAUGUUUUCCAUAUGCUGUUCAGUAUCUUACCUAUGAAACAAAUAAGAUUCUUCAAGUGGAGUUAUACAGAAACUUAGCCUUGGCUGGUGUUUGUGUGUUUAUUGUGACGUUACUGUUAAUUGCCAAUUUAUGGACAAGUUUGAUAGUGUUUACAUGUGUUAUAUUUACAUUGAUUGACGUUGCAGGAACAUUAUAUUUUUGGGACGUGACUAUUGACACUGCCAGUAGUAUCUUGUUGACUCUCUCUGUGGGAUUGGCAGUUGACUAUUCUGCACACAUAGGGCAUACAUACAUGACAAUACUGGGAGACAAAAAUGAACGUCCAAUUAAAGCUUUAGCUGCCAUAGGACCAGCUGUGUUUAGUGGUGGAUUCAGUACAUUUUUAGCUUUUUUACUGCUAUCUAGGAGUAAUAGUUAUGGAUUUGCUUUAUUUUUUAGAGUAUUUUUUACUGUUGUUGUGUUUGGAUUAUUCCAUGGUUUAGCAUAUUUACCGGUUAUAUUAAGUUGGAUAGGACCAGAGCCCUACCACAAUGAAGAAGAUAAUCAGAAAUAUUUACAAAAUGGUCUUUCAAAUGGUAUAAGUGCUGAUGAAAAGGAAGAGUAUGAGAUGGAUGCUGAUUCUGGCUGUAUCAGACAGGACACCAGUUCAGAGAAUAGUCCAUUGAGGUCUGCCCAAUCAGAAUCUGGUAACAGUUCAGAAGUUACAGAUGGUAGAGCAUGUGCAAUAACUUCUAGUCCAAUAGUGAAAUCAAAAAGAACAAAUGGUGUGGAUAAAAAUACAGGAUUUUUACCAGAAAGUGAACGUUUAAUUGAGAGGAAUAAAGAUGAAAUGACUACAGAUGCUGUUGUACAAAAUAAAUAUACUGUAAAUGAUGAAGAAGGAAGAUGAUACUCAGACGACUUUUUUUUAUAUAUGUUGAACUUUAGACAAAUAAAGUGGUUAUUAUACACCACUUGUUUCAAUUGCAGUUAGGAAGAAUGUGGUGAAUGAGUGUUGUUAAUGGGUUAUGUAUGUAGACACUUUGGUUUCAGUAGGAAAUCCUUUUUCUGGCUGUCAUAAUGUUCAUUUAAAAACAAGCCUUCAAAUAUGUUAUUGGACCUUGUUUGGUAGAGAGGUCUAAGUAUUUCAUUUACACCAAUACCUUGCUUGUCAACAUUGAGGUUAUGAUAUUGAUGCCUGCUUUUAGCAUGUGUGUUAUACACCUUUCAUUAUUGACUGGGAAUGCCAGAACUCAUGCCAAGGGUUUGUGAUGCUCUCUGCAUACCCAUCUUUCUUCACAAGUAAAAGCUGAAAGCCAAUCUAAAGCCAAAGAAAACGACAUGAAACCCCAACAAUCAAUCAAUUUAUCAAAUUGGUUUCAAAGUUUUACUUGUAUCAAAUCAUUGACCAGUUUUAACUAUUAUUUUUUAAAAAUAAAAAUAAAAAGCUUUUCAUGCUUUGAAAGAAAAACCAAUUACAUUAAUUGCUUUUACUUUACUGCAAGAGAACAUUCAAAAAUAAUCAGUUGACCAAAAUUAUUUCUGCAAAUGAAGUACAAAUCCAAAAAGUAUUUCCCAUGGUUUAUUAACUUUGUCAAAUUUACAUAUGAAGUGUAUUUCUAAUGUACAGGUAAACUUUUAACUAUGUAGGUAACAUGAGAUAUUUUGGUGCAUGAUGCACUAUAUAUUCUUACUUUUCUUGAAAUAAGUUUUCUUACAUCACUGCUGAUUAUAUCAAUUUUAAAGAGAAUAUGGAGAAGUAUAUACAUUUUUAAAUACACUAUGUGCUCUCUGAUUUUCAAUAUAGUACCUUAUCAAUUCUAUAUACCAAAAGUCAUCAAAGAUAUCAGACUGAAAAAGAGGGCCUAAAUAAAGAAUUGAAAAAAUAGAAUUUCAACCUAGAAUAGUAAAAUAGUAGUAUAGAACUGAAACAACAAGGUAUUGUCCAGUAAAAUUGUUAGUAUUGGCUUAUUAAUCAUAAAGUUAAAUUGAAAACAGUUUUGGAAAUAUCCUCAUUAAUUCUCAUGCCUAUUUGUAGUUUUAGAAUAAAUCUAUAGAUAUAUUUACAUGUAUUUAUUUUUGAUUUAAAAAGGUAAACAUUAAUGUGCUGCAGAUCAAUAGUUAUUUGUAACCUGGUAAGAGUGCACAUGUGUAUUUUAUUCAUCAAAAAGUUUUCACUAUAUUAUGCAAGGUAUAAACAGAUGACAUGUAAUUUAAGUGUUGGAAUGAAAUGCCAGUUAUGAAACAAUAAUUGUAAUGUUGAUAAAUGAAACAGAUUUUAAUUUAUUCCGCUAUGAAGACAUAUCAAUUGUUUAAGAAUGUGCAGUUUUGUUAGUGUUUGAACUGUUGUGACCGGUGAUUACGUUUUAUGUAAUCUUAUUAUUUUAUUUUAGUGCUUUAGUUUGUGAAACAUUUGAUUUUGUAUGUUUGAUUGAAUUUAGUAAAAUAUUCUGACUUCAGA
Molecule: messenger RNA, 4589 nt
Organism: Mytilus trossulus (common blue mussel)
Lineage: Eukaryota; Metazoa; Mollusca; Bivalvia; Mytilida; Mytilidae
Product: NPC1-like intracellular cholesterol transporter 1
Exons: 21
Coding region: 120-3038 (972 amino acids)
Cellular component (GO): membrane
Source: RefSeq, a predicted model, not a curated record